Molecule: messenger RNA, 1881 nt
Organism: Zasmidium cellare ATCC 36951
Lineage: Eukaryota; Fungi; Ascomycota; Dothideomycetes; Mycosphaerellales; Mycosphaerellaceae
Exons: 1
Coding region: 1-1881 (626 amino acids)
Biological process (GO): regulation of translational termination; peptidyl-proline hydroxylation
Cellular component (GO): cytoplasm
Molecular function (GO): peptidyl-proline dioxygenase activity; iron ion binding; L-ascorbic acid binding
Source: RefSeq, a predicted model, not a curated record
AUGAAGCGAAAAGUAGACGACUCCGCGGCCCACAAUGACUCCUCAAAGAAGCGCCUGGCCACCCAGGAUGGCAUCCACGCCAACUUCCGCAAUGGCCUCUUCGAGCAAGACACAGUACAAGGCUACGCCAGUGAAUACGCCUCUUCGGGACCCUACAAACAUGCCGUCGUCUCCGACUUGAUCAAUGAUGAUCUUCUCCGCUCCGUGAGAAGUGAAAUUCUGGACAGCAUCCACUUCACGCCGAAAGAAACCGACAUCUACAAGAUCCAUCAAUCGGGCGACCUGGCGAAUCUGGAUGGCCUGCCUGCCUCGGCGCUGGAGAAACUGCCUUCGCUGCUGAAACUGCGGGAUUCGAUGUAUAGCUACGAGUUCCGGCAGUGGGUCUCGCAGGUCUCCGGGGCGGGACUUUUAAGCGGCACGAAGACGGACAUGGCGGUGAAUGUGUACGUGCCCGGGUGUCAUCUGCUGUGCCAUGACGAUGUGAUUGGGAGUCGGCGGGUCAGUUAUAUCCUGUAUCUGACGGAUCCGGAGAAGCCGUGGAAGGCGGAAUGGGGUGGGGCGUUGCGGUUGUAUCCUACUGAUGAGGUGGCCGGGGAGGAGGGGAAGAUGUUUAAGCUGCCCAAGACGGAGUGGACGAAGGUGAUACCGCCUGCGUGGAAUCAGUUGAGUUUUUUUGCGGUGCAGCCCGGGGAGAGCUUUCAUGAUGUUGAGGAGGUUUAUCAUCGGGUGGAGGGGGGCGAGGAGGAUGAUGGUGGGAGGGUGCGGAUGGCGAUUAGUGGGUGGUUUCAUAUCCCGCAGGAAGGCGAGGAAGGGUUUGCGCCGGGUCUGGAGGAGAGCCUGGCGGAACGGAGCUCGCUUCAGCAAUUGCAAGGCAAGGCCGCGCAGUUCGAUGAGCCUCAGUAUCGGUGGAUCUCUCCCACAGGACGACCCGAAGACGAUGGACCGGCCGACGAGCUCACUGAAGAGCAAUGCCAGUUCUUGAUCCGCUUCAUGACUCCCAACUAUCUCACGCCAGACACUGUGGAGGAGUUGAACGAGCUCUUCACCGACGAAUGUGUCCUGCAACUGACGAAUGUCCUGAGCGAGAAGUUCUGUGUGUCGCUAAAGGCGUCACUCGAACAAGGCUCUGCAUCUGCUCUGCCGUUCUCGACUUCGCGGCCGCCACACAAACAUCGCUAUCAAUAUCUUCACUCUGCCGCCAACACUUCUGGAGCAAGCGCUAGCGACGCGGCAUCGCCCUUUCAGCAAGUCCUGGACGAGCUGCUACCAAGCACUGCCUUUCAGAAAUGGCUAUCCCUCGUCACCGGCCUCACGCUGAAGAAGUGCUCCGUCCUCGCCAGAAGAUUCCGUCGAGGCCUCGAUUACCAACUCGCGCAGGGCUACGAAGGCGAUGAACCACAGCUCGAAUUCACCCUCUCCGUCACACCCACCACCGGCUGGGGCGUCGAUGACGAGGCAGACGGCGAAACAAUCGGCAACACCGCAAAGAAACCCAACGACUCGGACGAAGACAACGUCGGCGGCUACGAACUCUACAUGGCCGGCGACGACGCCGACGAAGACGAAGACAACAACGCCUCCGACGACGGCGUCGUCAUUCCCCCAAACGCACAAUCCAACACCGGCGCCGGCCAACGCCGCCCCGCGAAACAAAAGAAAGCCGAUCCCGCAGUCUACCAAGCUGCGGGCGACGAUGAGGACGAUGGGAUUCUGUUUAGCAAUGCAGCGGGUUGGAACUCGAUGAGUCUGGUGUUGAGGGAUAAGGGGACGUUGAAGUUUGUUAAAUAUGUUUCGGAGAGGGCGCCGGGGGAUCGGUGGGAUUUUACGGGGUGUUUUGAGGUUGAGCCGGAGGAGGAUGAGGAUGGGGAUGGGGAGGAGUGA